Messenger RNA from Mercurialis annua (annual mercury), 959 nucleotides. RefSeq names its product protein yippee-like At4g27745. The record is from RefSeq and is a predicted model, not a curated record. Lineage: Eukaryota; Viridiplantae; Streptophyta; Magnoliopsida; Malpighiales; Euphorbiaceae. Bases 183 to 500 code for a protein of 105 amino acids. The transcript has 2 exons.
GUCGUGACUAACAAUCUAUCUCCUUAUAUUGUCAAACUCAUUUAUGUAUUCAAUUCAAGAUAAUUUCUUGUAUGGAAUCUUUACUCAUCUUUCUAAUUAACAAUAAUCUUUUUGAUUAAUCUACUACUCAAUCAUUGAUUGUCAACUUAUUUUAUUGUCUUAAAAGCACCAAAUUUUGAUCAAUGGAGGAUAUGAUCGGAGCAAGGGUAUACAGGUGCUAUAGAUGCCGGAAUCCGGUGUGUCGCCAUGAUGAUAUCAUCUCCAAGGGUUUUCAGGCAAGCAAUGGAAGAGCCUUUCUGUUUUGGCAUGCAGUGAACGUUAUCAUGGGGCAAAAAGAAGAUCGGCGGCUCAUUACCGGUCUGCACACGGUGGCUGAUGUCUACUGCUCCGAUUGCGGGGAGAUGCUCGGGUGGAAGUAUGAGAAAGCCUUUGAAGAAUCUCAAAAGUACAAGGAAGGCAAGUUUGUACUAGAAAAGUUCAAGAUCGUUAUGGAAAAUUAGUACAAAAAUGAUCGUAAAAAUAUAGAAAAACUCUUCAAGUUAUUUAAAAAGAGGAAAUAAGUCUUUUUAGUUUUUCUUUUGCCACUUCGACCCUCAAUACUCUUAAAUGGUGUAAACAAACUCCAUGCCUAAAAAAUCACAGAAAUAAUUAAAAACCUGAGGAGAAAAGUGUCAAAAAAAGAAAAAGUAAAACAGUUAAAAUGUUCUUUUCAAAAAAUUUAAGGAGUUUUUUCAGCGUUUAACUACAUUGAGGAUUGAGGGCGCUAGUGGUAAAAAAAACUAAAAAGACUUGCAUACUCUUUCUAAAUAACUUGAAGAAAAAAGAUCGUAACCUCUAAUCUAUUUGUUUUAAAGUACAGAUGUUUUUAGUUAAUAUUCUCUUUGUUCAUAUAAAUGUAAACAAUUGUAAAUAUUGGGAUUCAAAAUUUCACAGAAUGGUAUUAACAGCUUUUGGCUCAA